Molecule: messenger RNA, 1392 nt
Organism: Gavialis gangeticus (Gharial)
Lineage: Eukaryota; Metazoa; Chordata; Crocodylia; Gavialidae
Gene: POPDC1
Product: blood vessel epicardial substance
Exons: 8
Coding region: 127-1191 (354 amino acids)
Cellular component (GO): sarcolemma
Molecular function (GO): cAMP binding
Source: RefSeq, a predicted model, not a curated record
CCCGGGCGGCUUCAUGCCUAUUUUAGUCCGGGCGGGCGCGGGGCGGGACGGGACGAAGCCUCCUCGCGGCUGCGGCGAGACGAGCCGGGAAAGUUCCGCGGCGGCGGCGGCUCAGGAGCCUUCAAGAUGAAUUCUACAGAAAUUAUUCCACUCACGGUUACCCCAUUAGGUGUUAUUCCAGACUUCAAAAAUGCCACCCUUGUGCCUUUCAGUGAAACUGCAUGUGAAAACUGGAAAGAGAUUCAUCAUCUGGUUUUUCAUGUGGCAAAUACUUGUUUUGCAGCUGGAUUAGUUAUUCCAACUACUUUAAAUUUUCAUAUGAUUUUCCUGCGUAGUUUGCUAACUAUAGGAUGUGCAAUGUUUAUUAUCUGGGCUACCUUCUUCCGUUGUGCUGUGGACAUAAUGAUCUGGAAUACAGUAUUCCUGGUGGUCAACUUUUUGCAUUUUAUAUACUUGGUGUACAAGAGAAGGCCGAUCAAAAUUGAAAAAGAGCUCAGUAGUCUUUAUAAGAGAAUGUUUGAACCCCUCCAUGUGCCUCCAGAACUGUUUAAGAGAUUAACUGGGCAGUUCUGCAACAUUCAGACUUUAAAAACAGGUCAAGCGUAUGCUGCAGAAGAUAAAACCUCUGUUGAUGAUCGACUAAGUAUUCUGUUAAAGGGAAAAAUGAAGGUCUCUUAUCGAGGGCAUUUCCUGCAUAAUAUUUACCCCUGUGCCUUUAUAGAUUCUCCUGAAUUUCGAUCAACUCAGAUGAACCGGGGUGAGAAAUUCCAGGUCACCAUUGUUGCAGAUGAUAACUGCAAGUUCCUGUGCUGGUCCAGAGAAAGGUUGACUUAUUUUUUGGAAGCUGAACCAUUUCUGUUUGAAAUAUUCAGAUACCUUAUUGGUAAAGACAUUACAAACAAACUCUAUUCAUUAAAUGACCCAACAUUAAAUGAUAAGACUUCAAAGAAAAUGGAUCGGCAGCCAAGUCUUUGCUCUCAGCUCUCUGUGAUGCAGAUGAGAAACAGUAUGGCUAGCUCAAGUGACAGUGAGGAUGGUUUGCAGCAGUUUCUUCGUGGGACUUCCUCUGCAUCUUCUCUUCGCCGAGCAUCUCCCUACAUGAGAACUUCAGCAAAAAUGAAACCAAUAGAAGAAAGUAUUGAAGAUGAUGUCUUCGAAGCUUCAUCUUCUACUAAGUCUGAAGUCCAAUGACUGCCUUAAACAGAUAUGGCCUCAAACAAGCAGUAGGCUUUGUACUUAUAGCCAAAGGAAGAAGCUUAUUUUGAUGGGAUUAUAAAAGCAGUCAGUACCUAUUUGUUUUCAGAAAAGAUACCAUCCCAUACAUGUCAGUGAUUGCCAGACAAAAACAUUAGUUUUGUUUUUUUCUUUCUAAAUAAAAAAGAAGAAAAGCUU